AUGGCUAGCAACAAUAACAACAACAACAGCGAUGACGACGAGAAGAAGCAGUUGCAAAUAACUUGGCUGAAGCUCACAUUAUCCGGCCAUAAGCACAAAAAGAGUAUGGAAACACAGCUCGAACCCAAACAGGGACUGCCAACCACAGCGCGUUGUAAAAAUUUGCGCAUCGAUUUGUGGCCAGACGACGACGAGGACGACGACGACGACAACGACGACAACGACAAGGGCCAAAGCUCCAAAGAGGAGUACAGGACAAUGCUACGCAGCAACAAUACGACCAGCGUCCAGCAGGAACAGCAGGAGCCGCCUCAUCAUCGCACCCCGCGAAAAGUGGCGUAUAAAAUUUACUUUGGCUUCGACGAUGAUGGCAAUGGCGAUGACGAGGACGAGGACGAUGAAGACGACGACAAAGAUGAGGACGAGGACAUAAAAUAA
This is a messenger RNA of Drosophila grimshawi, 438 nucleotides long. Its product is annotated as nucleolin-like. The transcript is spliced from 3 exons. The record is from RefSeq and is a predicted model, not a curated record. Bases 1 to 438 code for a protein of 145 amino acids. Lineage: Eukaryota; Metazoa; Arthropoda; Insecta; Diptera; Drosophilidae.